Molecule: messenger RNA, 975 nt
Organism: Colletotrichum navitas
Lineage: Eukaryota; Fungi; Ascomycota; Sordariomycetes; Glomerellales; Glomerellaceae
Exons: 2
Coding region: 1-975 (324 amino acids)
Source: RefSeq, a predicted model, not a curated record
AUGCUGGCAAAACACUCAAAACCGCUCUCACAGAUCCCUCCAGUCAACGCUGCCGCAGGCCGCUCGGCAGAUUCUGCAGCUCCUCGCACCUUCACCGACUGCGCCACAACGCGCGGUUCUCCAUCGCCUUACGGCCUGCCUCGUAGCCAGCAACCCGCCUCGCCCUUCACAGACGCCGAGUUCGCCAUCAUCGAGACCCUGAGAAGCCAGCCGAUGCCGGACACACCGACCCCCCUCUCGCGACACUCCCUGGCCUCCUUCGCCAGACCCCUGAAGCCCAUCGCCUCGCUGAAAAACACAUCGCUCGCCCACCAUUCGUGCUCCGAGAAGGCCGCUGGCCCGCAGCCUCCCUCGAAGGCCCCCGCGGCAGUGGCAUCGAAGGAAAACGCCUACCGCCCCGUCACAAGUAUCCCCUGCCAGGACCCCGGAUCCAGAUACAGACCCGGCCGCAUCAUGCGCAGCUGCGAGGAGCGGCCCCCCCCGGACUGCCGCCCGGGCUUGGCCCAGGCUGGCUCUGCAGACGAAAUGAUCACCGGGCCCAUCAUCAGCAGCGCGUUGGGCGGCGCUAAGGGAACGACGAUGGAGGCUCUGGCCCGCGAGGCCGUCUGCGUCGCCAUGGGUCCACGGUUCCUGGAGCCGAAGACGCCUCUGGGUCCCAGAGACAUGCAACUGCGAAACAUGCUGCGAGAGAAGCGAUCGACCGGCCAGGGCCGCCAGACCUACCGCGUCGGCUUCAGCCCCGGCACGGCGGGCCGCUUGACCGAAGGCCUGGUGUCUCGCGUAAUUACGGAGUCGCCAGAUAAUAAAGACAUUGCCCUGCGCCAACGGGCGGCGCAGGAGACACCUGGUAAGGUGCCGCUUGAGAAGGGAGCCGAUCUAAAGACGCAGAUGGACUACUUUCUCUACUUCAACGCUCCCACGGUAGGCACACCUCACCCCUCAGCUUCUGCCACCAUAUGUAGAGACGAGCUCUGA